This is a messenger RNA of Sarcophilus harrisii (Tasmanian devil), 991 nucleotides long. It is a transcript of the gene SELENOH, whose product is annotated as selenoprotein H. The transcript has 3 exons. Gene Ontology annotation, cellular component: Golgi apparatus. NCBI's taxonomy places the organism in Eukaryota, Metazoa, Chordata, Mammalia, Dasyuromorphia, Dasyuridae. The record is from RefSeq and is a predicted model, not a curated record.
GCCUGACCGACGGCGGAAGGGGACAUCUGCGGGAGUGGAAAGAUGUAAACAGGGUCAUACCACUUAGAGAAGAGGAAGGCAUAGGCUCCCCGGGCUGGUAGACGGGCAGAGCUUGACCCUCCCACGUCUUCUCCAGAGCGCAGAAAGCGGCCAGACACCUGGCGUCUUUCUCCAGCUCUUACCCCCUCCCCCCCCCCCCCCCCCCCCCCCGCGCUCUGGCGCCGGUGGUUGCAUCCGGACGUCCCACCUCCUACGUGGGGGCAGGGCGGCACCAGAGACUGCGCACAUCGCUCAAUCUCGCGGCGCGCAGCAGCGCGGGCAUUCUGGCUGGCUGAUCUACACGUGCCUUGUCCCCACGCGUGCCAUGGCUCCUCGCGGGAGGAAGCGCAAGGCAGCCGAGGAGGGAGCCGGGAAGCCGGAGAAGCUGGCCCAGGGUGAUGGCGCGGGCUCGGGAGAGGCCCGCGUGGUCAUUGAGCACUGCCAGAGCUGACGCGUGUACGCGCGCCACGCCGAGGCCGUGGGCCAGGCGCUGCGACUGGCCCACCCGGAGCUGCCGGUGCUGUUGAACCCCACCAAGCCCCGGCGGAGCAGCUUCGAAGUGACUCUGCAGCGCCCCGACGGCAGCCGGGUGGAGCUCUGGACCGGGAUCAACAAGGGCCCUCCUCGGAAACUUAAGUUUCCUGAGCCCGGGCAGGUGGUGGAGGAGCUGAAGACCCAGCUGGCUUAGACGAGGCCCGAGCAGGGCUGACCACGACGGGGUUGUUCCCGGGGUAGGACGGGGCCAGGAAGACCGGCCCCCUCCCUUUCUCCCCCCUCCCUUUACUCUUGCACCCUGUGCCCUGGGGCAUUGGCAGCAUCCAUGACGGAACGUGACCAAAGCACCAGUCCCGUUCCUGAAGCUACAGCUCCUUCCUCAGGGGCAGCUGCAGGUGGCCCCCCUCCCCCCCUUCCUGUGCUGUACAGUGGCUAAUAAAAGUUGGGGUACCGCAUA